Mirounga angustirostris (Northern elephant seal) is the source of this 1944-nucleotide messenger RNA. Its product is annotated as heterogeneous nuclear ribonucleoprotein H-like. The record is from RefSeq and is a predicted model, not a curated record. Lineage: Eukaryota; Metazoa; Chordata; Mammalia; Carnivora; Phocidae. Gene Ontology annotation, cellular component: ribonucleoprotein complex. Gene Ontology annotation, molecular function: RNA binding.
UUUUUUUUUUUUUUUUUCUGACUGCAAAAUUCAAAAUGGGGCUCAAGGUAUUCGUUUCAUCUACACCAGAGAAGGCAGACCGAGUGGCGAGGCUUUUGUUGAACUUGAAUCAGAAGAUGAAGUCAAACUGGCCCUGAAAAAAGACAGAGAAACUAUGGGGCACAGAUAUGUUGAAGUAUUCAAGUCAAACAACGUUGAAAUGGAUUGGGUGUUGAAGCAUACUGGUCCAAAUAGUCCUGACACGGCCAAUGAUGGCUUUGUACGGCUUAGAGGAAUCCCCUUUGGAUGUAGCAAGGAAGAAAUUGUUCAGUUCUUCUCAGGGUUGGAAAUCAUGCCAAAUGGGAUAACAUUGCUGGUGGACUUCCAGGGGAGGAGUAUGGGGGAGGCCUUCAUGCAGUUUGCUUCACAGGAAAUAGCUGAAAAUGUUCUAAAGAAACACAAGGAAAGAGUAGGGCACGGGUAUAUCAAAAUCUUUAAGAGCAGUCGAGCUGAAGUUAGAACUCACUAUGAUCCACCACGAAAGCUUAUGGCCAUGCAGCGGCCAGGUCCGUAUGACAGACCUGGAGCUGGCAGAGGGUAUAACAGCAGUGGCAGGGGGGCUGGCUUUGAAUGGAUGAGGCGUGGUGCUUAUGGUGGAGGUUACGGGGGCUAUGAGGAUUAUAAUGGCUAUAAUGAUGGCUAUGGAUUUGGGUUGGAUAGAUUUGGAAGAGACCUCAAUUACUGUUUUUCAGGAAUGUCUGGUCACAGAUAUGGGGAUGGUGGCUCUACUUGCCAGAGAACAACAGGGCAUUGUGUAUACAUGAGGGGACUACCUUACAGAGCUACUGAGAAUGACAUUUAUAAUUUUUUUUCACCACUCAAUCCUGUGAGAGUACAUAUUGAAAUUGGUCCCGAUGGCAGAGUAACUGGUGACGCAGAUGUCGAGUUUGCAACUCAUGAAGAUGCUGUGGCAGCUAUGUCAAAAGACAAAGCAAAUAUGCAACACAGAUACUUAGAACUCCUCUUGAAUUCUACAGCAGAAGCGAGCAGUGGUGCUUAUGGUAGCCAAAUGAUGGGAGGCAUGGGCUUGUCAAACCAGUCCAGUUAUGGCGGCCCAGCCAGUCAACAGCUGAGUGGUGGUUAUGGAGGUGGCUAUGGCGGCCAGAGCAGCAUGAGUGGAUAUGACCAAGUUUCACAGGAAAACUCCAGUGAUUUUCAAUCAAACAUUGCAUAGGCAGCCAGAGAGCAAUGAACAGCAGCUACUACAGUAGUGGAAGCCGAGCAUCUAUGGGAGUGAACGGAAUGGGAGGGAUGUCUAGCAUGUCCAAUAUGAGUGGUGGAUGGGAAAUGUAACUGAUCCUGAUCACUGACUCUUGGUCAACGUUUUUUUUAAAAAGUUUAACAGUUUUGCAAUACAAGCUUGUGAUUGAUGCUUACUCUGAGUGGAAAUCAGGAUUGUUUUAAAGACAUAAGGUUCAGUAUAUUUUAACACAAACAUUCAUCUAGGAAGUAACAACGGAGUAAACUAUAACUGUUAAACAAUUUUCAGCUUUUCUCUAGUUCUAUUGUAGGAUGUACUUAAGCAGCAAGUGUAUUUAGGUUAAAGCAGUUGAAUUACGUUAAAUGUUGCUCUUCUACCACAUUACAUUGAACACUGUAGGGAUGCAUGUUGAAAGACAUGCUUUUUUGUAAAACUCAGUAUAGGAGUUGUGUCCACAAUUAAAAGUGAACACAUUUGGCAUGUUUGUUAAUUCUGGUUUCAUUUAAUAACCUCUAAGGCACGUAAGUUGAAGCUUUUUUUUUUUUUAAGUUAAUGGGGGACUUUGUGACGCAACACCGUACGUUAGGAUUUUGGUCUUGGUGUUUGUAUGAAAUUCUGAGGCCUUGAUUUAAACCUUUCAUUGUAUCGUGAUUUCCUUUUAGGUGUAUUGCACUAAGUGAAACUUGUCAAAUAAAUCUUCCUUA